This is a messenger RNA of Lodderomyces orthopsilosis Co 90-125, 1686 nucleotides long. RefSeq names its product protein anchor (gene VAC8). Gene Ontology annotation, biological process: nucleus-vacuole junction assembly; vacuole inheritance. Bases 1 to 1686 code for a protein of 561 amino acids. The transcript has a single exon. Gene Ontology annotation, cellular component: fungal-type vacuole membrane. Lineage: Eukaryota; Fungi; Ascomycota; Pichiomycetes; Serinales; Debaryomycetaceae. Gene Ontology annotation, molecular function: protein-membrane adaptor activity; protein binding. The record is from RefSeq and is a predicted model, not a curated record.
AUGGGUGCUUGCUGUAGUUGUUUAAGUGGACAAGGCGGAGACGGGAGUCAAAAUCAACUUUUGUUAGCAGAGAAUGAAAGAGAGGCAAUAUCUGCCUUAUUACAAUACUUGGAGAAUAGAUCAGACGUUGAUUUUUUCAGUAAUGGGCCAUUGCGUGCUCUUAGCACAUUGGUGUAUUCUGAGAAUAUCGAUUUACAAAGAAGUGCGGCUUUAGCAUUUGCUGAAAUUACAGAAAAGGAUGUCAGAGAGGUUAACAGAGAUGUACUAGAACCUAUAUUAAUUUUACUUCAAUCAAAUGACUCAGAAGUUCAAAGAGCUGCUUGUGGUGCGUUAGGUAAUUUGGCGGUGAAUACCGAAAACAAGAUUCUUAUUGUUGAAAUGGGUGGGUUAGAACCAUUGAUUAGACAAAUGAUGUCAACUAAUAUCGAAGUUCAAUGCAAUGCUGUGGGAUGCAUCACUAAUUUAGCCACUCAAGACGAUAACAAGUCUAAAAUAGCCAAAAGUGGGGCCUUAAUACCUUUGACAAAAUUGGCCAAGCUGAAAGACAUUAGAGUUCAAAGAAAUGCAACUGGUGCACUUUUGAAUAUGACACAUCUGGGUGAGAAUAGACAAGAGUUGGUGAAUGCAGGUGCAGUGCCUGUUUUGGUAUCCUUGCUUUCAAAUGAUGAUGCAGAUGUGCAGUAUUAUUGUACGACUGCAUUAUCCAAUAUUGCCGUUGAUGAAGCCAAUAGGAGAAAAUUGGCAAAUACCGAACCUAAACUCGUUAGCCAAUUGGUGAAUUUGAUGGACAGUCCGUCACCUAGAGUUCAAUGCCAAGCAACAUUGGCAUUGAGAAACUUGGCUUCUGAUAGCGGAUAUCAAGUUGAAAUUGUAAGAGCUGGAGGCUUGCCACACUUGGUACAAUUGUUAACUUGUAACCACCAACCUUUAAUUCUUGCGGCCGUCGCUUGUAUCAGAAACAUUUCCAUCCAUCCUUUGAACGAGGCUUUGAUCAUUGAAGCCGGAUUUUUGAAACCAUUGGUUGAUUUGUUGGACUAUACCGACUCAGAAGAAAUCCAAUGUCAUGCAGUAUCCACCUUGAGAAACUUGGCUGCAUCUAGCGAAAAAAAUAGAACCGCUUUGUUGGCAGCUGGAGCUGUUGAUAAGUGUAAAGACUUGGUAUUGAAAGUACCAUUAUCGGUGCAGCUGGAAAUCAGUGCCUGUUUUGCAAUCUUGGCAUUAGCCGAUGACUUAAAACCAAAGUUGUAUGAAGCUCAUAUAAUUGACGUAUUAAUCCCACUAACAUUUUCAGAGAACGGAGAGGUAUGUGGAAACUCAGCUGCUGCGUUAGCCAAUUUGUGCUCAAGAGUAUCACCCGAUCACAAACAAUAUAUCUUAAACAACUGGCAACAACCGAAUGAAGGUAUACAUGGCUUCUUGAUUAGAUUUUUGGAGCUGGGUAGUGCAACUUUUGAACAUAUCGCGUUAUGGACCAUAUUGCAAUUAUUAGAAUCCAAUAGUCCCGAGUUCAAUAGUUUUAUUAAAGAGGAUGAAGCUAUUCUCACUGGUAUUAAGCAAAUGAGCAACUCACAGCUGCAAUUGAACCAAGGCGAUAAAAAUGGGCAGGUCAAUUCCGACGAUCAAUAUGAAGAUCCAAAAGUGGAAUUGUAUAAUUUGACGCAACAAAUUCUACAAAUUUUAGGAUAA